AUGGGUAAAACGGCGUACACUAUAAACGGUUCGAGCAAUGGGACCACCAACGGACGGGAUGACAAAAAGGUACACCGCGAGGACGAUAAGGAGCGACAGGAAGUGAGCACGUUUCGUCGCAUCUUGCCCCAGAUACUGGCCAGCACGGCAAAAAAUUUCCUUCUCCUCGAUCUCGGCAUGGCGGUCGCAUUUCCGACGAUCGUCAUUCCGGCACUGCGGGGAAUAAAAAACCGUGCACCGGAUGAGUUUCUGCACUUUACGCCCCAGCAAGCGUCCUGGUUCGGCAGCAUCGCGUACAUUUGCCAACCGGUCGGAAGUGUCCUUUCCGGCAUCAUUCUCGAACCGCUCGGACGAAAGCGUUCGAUGAUUCUAGUCAACAUACCGCACAUUAUCGGAUGGUUCAUGCUGCACUUUGCUGGAUCGCUCGAGGAAAUGUACACAGCGGCGAUCCUGCUCGGAUUGGGCGUCGGCUUUAUGGAGGCUCCAAUUGUAACCUACGUUGGGGAAAUUUGCCAACCUUCGAUACGGGGAAUUCUUACAUCUUGUGCCGGAGUGGCUGUGAUGUUGGGAUUCUUCAUGGUCUAUCUACUGGGCACGGUUACCACGUGGCGUACGACAGCGGCCAUCUGUGCCGCCAUUCCCAUCGCGACGAUGAUCGCGAUCUGUUUCGUGCCGGAAACUCCGAUGUGGUUGCUGUCGAAGAACCGUGCCGACGAUGCGCUCAAGUCACUCCAAUGGCUGCGGGGCUGGGUAUCGCCGAAAGCCGUGGAGCAAGAGUUCCAGGAGAUGAAACGCUACAGCCUGCACUCGGCAAAGUGUGCCAUCUGUCAGAAAAGUGGUGCAACCACCUGCCAACAUCCGCCACUGACGGAGUGGACAAAGUUGAAGGAACUUACGCGAAAGCGAAACAUGCGCCCAUUCGUGCUGGUGAUGCUGUUUUUCGUGUUCGGCCAGCUCAGCGGAUUGACCGGCAUGAGACCGUAUCUGGUGCAGAUCUUUCAAGCGUACGGAGUGCCGCUGGAUGCUAACUGGGCUACCGUUUCGACCGGACUUCUGGGGCUAAUCGCCAACAUUGUGUGCAUGGUUAGCAUUAAGUUCGUGGGCAAACGAAGGCUCGCCAUCACCUCGAUGGCGGUUACCGCGAUGUCCUGCAUUUCGCUUUCAAUUUACGCGUUUAACACGUUCCCACCCGGAUGGACGUCGUUCGACAACCAUCCGGGCACGAGUCACGUCACAUCGCUGGGCUACAUUCCGAUGGUGCUGUUCUUCAUGUUAGCAUUCUUCACCAGCGUUGGCGUACUGCCGGUGCCCUGGAUUUUGCUCAGUGAAGUCUUUCCAUUCAGAAACCGAAGUUUGGCGUGCGGCAUCACAGCGGCCUUGCACUACGUCAUGUCGUUCGUGACGACGAAGACGUACUUUAAUCUCGAGAGCGCAUUCUCCCUGCCCGGUGUGAUCCUGUUCUACGGCGUGAUGGGCAUUAUCGGACUCGGGUUCGUGUAUUUCUUACUGCCCGAAACGGAGAAACGCACCCUGGAAGACAUCGAACUGUACUUCUCGGACAACAAGCGCAAACUGACCGAUAUCUACAUUCCGCGACGAAACCGCGACGAAGAGAUGGUGGCCGUCGUAUCGAACCUGGCCGAGAAGGCGAUGGAAAAGCAGGGCAUAGAUAACGCCGUCUUUACGGAGGGCGAUAAAUAA
Molecule: messenger RNA, 1701 nt
Organism: Anopheles marshallii
Lineage: Eukaryota; Metazoa; Arthropoda; Insecta; Diptera; Culicidae
Product: facilitated trehalose transporter Tret1-like
Exons: 5
Coding region: 1-1701 (566 amino acids)
Biological process (GO): transmembrane transport
Cellular component (GO): membrane
Molecular function (GO): transmembrane transporter activity
Source: RefSeq, a predicted model, not a curated record